Molecule: messenger RNA, 2103 nt
Organism: Prunus armeniaca (apricot)
Lineage: Eukaryota; Viridiplantae; Streptophyta; Magnoliopsida; Rosales; Rosaceae
Source: the annotation of a GenBank genome assembly
AUGGGUUAUCAUAAUUCAAGAUCUGUAAGAUUCCCGGAUGAUGUUGAAUUAGCAAAGCUACCUACAACCAAUGGAGGUGGUGUUGUUAAGUUGAAGUACAAGAUUGAUGGUUCACAAGUACCAGAGUCUUGUGAGAAGGAGGUGCCUGGGAGGACUGGAAAGUCCUUAAAAGCUAAAGUACUGUCCAGAGUCUUUUCUGAGGACUAUGAGAGAGUGCAGAAGAAGAUAUUAGAUCCUCGAGGACAUACUAUUCGACGAUGGAACAAGAUUUUCUUAGUAACUUGUUUAGUUUCUUUGUUUGUGGACCCUCUAUUCUUUUACUUGCCAGCGGUCAGAGAUGAAUUGUGCAUUGAUAUUGGAAAACCACUUGAAGUCAUUCUUACAAUUGUUCGAUCAGUGGCUGAUGUAUUUUAUAUAAUUCAAAUUUUUAUUAGAUUUCGUAAAGCUUAUAUUGCACCUUCCUCUCGUGUAUUUGGGAGAGGAGAGCUUGUAAUAGAACCUUCAAAGAUCUCAUUGAGGUACCUACGCUUGGAUUUCUGGAUAGACCUCAUUGCUGCCCUGCCCCUUCCUCAGGUGUUGAUUUGGUUCGUAAUCCCCAGACUUGGGGGUUCAACAAUGACAAACACAAAAAACGUCCUUCGGUUCAUCAUAAUCUUUCAGUACAUACCAAGGCUCUUUCUUAUAUUUCCACUCUCAUCACAAAUAGUCAAGGCCACUGGUGUUGUGACAGAGACAGCAUGGGCAGGGGCUGCAUACAAUCUGAUGCUAUACAUGUUGGCAAGUCAUGUUUUAGGAGCUUGCUGGUACCUUCUUUCAAUUGAGCGGCAAGAAGCAUGCUGGAGAAGUGUGUGUGAUCUUGAGGAGACGUUUUGCGAAUAUGAUUACUUUGAUUGUCACCGGAGUAGAGACCCUAAAAGGAAUUCCUGGUUCCAGUCAAGUAAUGUCACAAAUCUAUGUAAUCCAGAUAAAAGCUCUUAUCAGUUUGGUAUGUAUGGCGAUGCUGUAACAUACGAUGUUACAACCUCAUCGUUCUUCAACAGAUACUUUUAUUGCCUCUGGUGGGGUCUACGAAAUCUCAGUUCCUUAGGACAAAAUCUUUCAACAAGCACUUACGUUGGAGAAAUAAUGUUUGCCAUAAUUAUUGCGACUCUUGGGCUGGUUCUCUUCGCUUUGCUGAUUGGAAAUAUGCAAACAUACUUGCAAUCGACUACUGUCAGACUAGAAGAGUGGAGGAUUAAGAGAACUGAUACAGAAGAAUGGAUGAGUCAUAGGCAGUUGCCACCGGAAUUGAGAAUCUCUGUGCGGAAGUAUGAUCAAUAUAAAUGGUUGGCUACUAGAGGAGUUGAUGAGGAAACUCUUCUUAAAGGCCUACCUAUGGAUCUUCGAAGAGACAUCAAGCGUCACCUUUGCCUUGACCUUGUUCGUCGGGUUCCUUUGUUUGAUCAAAUGGAUGAAAGGAUGCUAGAUGCAAUAUGUGAGAGGCUUAAACCAGCCCUGUGUACCGAAGGCACAUACCUAGUGCGUGAAGGAGACCCAGUCAAUGAAAUGCUCUUCAUAAUUCGAGGCCACCUUGAUUCGUACACCACGAAUGGUGGCCGCACUGGAUUCUUCAACUCAUGCCAUAUUGGCCCGGGUGACUUCUGCGGGGAGGAACUGCUGACAUGGGCCUUGGACCCUCGUCCAAGUGUCAUCCUGCCAUCUUCAACGCGCUCUGUCAAAUCCAUUUCUGAAGUAGAAGCAUUUGCUCUAGUAGCCGAGGACUUGAAAUUUGUAGCAUCCCAAUUCAGAAGACUUCACAGCAAGCAACUUAGACACAAGUUCCGGUUCUAUUCACACCAAUGGAGAUUAUGGGCUGCAUGUUUCAUACAGGCAGCAUGGCGCCGCUGUAAGAAACGAAGGGAAGCAGCUGAACUCAAGGCUAAAGAAAACUACACAGCCGCUGAGCCUGCAAAACCUCCACCUGUGUCCAGCUUGGUUACUUAUGCUGCAAGGCUGGCCGCAAGCACUAGGAGAGGUGCCAAUAAGCAUUCUGGGUCAGAUUCUGGGGUUGUAAGCUCAUUGCAGAAGCCAGCGGAACCUGAUUUUUCUGUUGAUGAGGAAUGA